This is a messenger RNA of Ectocarpus siliculosus, 2990 nucleotides long. The record is from the annotation of a GenBank genome assembly. NCBI's taxonomy places the organism in Eukaryota, Phaeophyceae, Ectocarpales, Ectocarpaceae.
AUGUGGCCCAACCCUGACGAUUCGGCGACGUUUGUUACACCCUUCAGAGAAGAGGAUCGGACCCACGUGGCGGUAAAGAUGUCAAGCCUGGAGAAAAUGGCAACAGUUUCGCAAGAGAACGCCUUCAAAGAAAUCUCCGUCAUGAGGCACUUGAUGCAAGCGGGUGAGCACCCGCACGUAAUGCCGGUGAUAUCGGCGUGCAUGUCAACGACGCACUUGUUCGUGGUUACCCCCUUCUACAUGGGGGGCGACUUGCUGUCACGGGUAGAACUGCACGGAACGGGCGAGGGCAACGCAAGAAGAUGGUUCCGGCAGAUACUUCUGGGGUUGGCGUACAUACACCAGCAGGGGCUCUGCCACCACGACGUGAGCCCUGAGAACGUUGUGAUCACCAACAACGGGGAGGCGGCGGUGGUAAUGGACUUCGGCAUGGUGCAGCGACUGCAGACGGGUCCUAACGGACAGUCACGAAUGUGCCCACAAGAGUGCUCGAUCGAUAGCAUCUCAGCUGACCGCGCACGUAUGUGCUUUAUCGGGGAUGGAAUCUGCAGAUACAUGGCACCGGAGAUCUGGGAGAACCGAGAGUACGACGGGCGGAGCGCAGACAUCUGGUCCGUGGCGGUUUCGCUGCUGGUGUGCCUUGUCGGGGAGGAACAGUGGAAGGCACCCACCCGCGUACCGUUGGGGGAUCGAGGGAUCUAUACGUACGUGUUGGUGACGUCUUUGUUGAUGAUUCAAGUUGCCAUAGGUACCCGUCGGCGGCGGUUUUGUUGAGUGAUUCAUGUUACCAUAGGUACGUGUUCGCGACGCCGCAAAGCUACAGGUACGUGUUGGCGACCCUUUCUUUGAAUUAUGCAUAUUAUUGCUGCUUUUGCUUGUUGUCGGUAGCAAGGUGGGCCGCCGCGAUUUCCCUGCGUGUAUCGUCGCCGGCUCUUGUCCCUACUACUUCCAAACCAUUUUCCUUCCGUAUAAUGGUGGCGUCUACGAGACUCGAAUACUCUUAAGACCCCAAUUUUUUUUUCUUUGGAAUUAUAGUUUCCCCCAAGUGCUAUCUUCCAUCACGGGUCAUCGGGUAUACUUGACGAGACCCCUAAUGGCCUUCUUCUGCACGAAAGAAAAACAUGUGUGUAGUUCAGCGGAAGUGGCUCACUCCCGCGCCCGGUACCUUGGGCUAAGCAGUCGCAAGUGCUGAGUUGGAUCAGGCUCUUGAGAGAUGACGAACUUGUGGGCAAACCACUUCAAAGAUGCAGCAGCAGCAGCCGCAGCAGCUGUCACAUCCACAACAUCACCAACAAAGACUGGUUUCCCUCGCCACUUUGCACAAUUUUACAGUUCAGACAUCUACGGCUACACGAUCUUGGAGCAGCACGGGGCAGGAGUGAUGCUGGAGAGGUGCAACUACGUGCCGAGAAUGUCUCCGGCUGCGGCGGAUGUCUUGCGCUACAUGCUGAUAGUCGACCGUGAUGUUCGUCCGACCUCGGCGAUACUCCUCGCGCAGCACCCCUUUUUCUCGGCGCAGACGUAAAUGACCCCUUACUUCUACUGUAGCCAUUACGGGGGCUGCGUAGAGUCGAUGGCCGGUGUGAUUCUUGGAGAACGGGAGCACAAACGGCGAAUAAAAUAUUGGUGUUUUUUUUUCUUCUUUUUCUUUUUUUCGCUGUCUUGUUGCGUAUGUUAACAAGGUGUGGUCCGGUCCGCACACGGUGUGGAUAUUCUUUGCUCUUUGCUCUUUGCUGUCUUUUUAAGGCGCUACGUGCUUGCGUCUCCUCUGAAAUUUUGUUGCGGUUAGGUGUCGCCUUGUCUAGACAUUUGGGAUGGCUUGCAUGUGGAUUACGGAAAACCCUGUGGGUUAUCGCUUCGUUUAAGACAUUUGCAGAGGUAUGCGUGUUUGUGGCCAGGAUUCAUGGAAGCCUGCUGCUACUGCAGUUGACUGCUGAUGCUGCUGUCGUCACUACUUGCGUGCAGCAAUGGUGUUUGGAAGAACGUGCAAGCAUGCCACACGUGAUUGGCGUGCGUGCUGACAGGUUGAUGUGGUAAUUUUGAUUGGAUUAUGGGAUAGCAGGUAAUGCCGCUACUGCUGGUUUGGUGUGGUUCGAUAUCAGCUUUUCUCUUGGCAGAAGUUUAGGCGCCGGUUUGUUGCACGAAAGGAGGCUUGAAACAGAAACGCCGUGCUUGAUCAUUGUCGUAGUUCUCAGUGCGAUCCGCCCACAAAUAUUAUCUCUGUUGUACUUUUUGGUGCCUUUGCGGGUCGUGGUGGUGGUGUGGUGACCCUCCUGGUAUUUGCUUUUUUGUUGUUUUUUUCCCCACACGUGUGUCCGACCAAGAUUCCUCGACGAUGGACGCGAUCGAUCAGAUUGAGCGCUCUCCGGCGUAGGAAGGUGUCUUGUGUUAGUAUGAUUUACUGCCGUGUGUGUUGCACGUUAUUUCCCGGGUGUAGAGUACCGCUUUUUGUAUCAACAUCUGGGUCAUUAAAGAGGAGUCCUUGGUUGUCAUGUCAACUUGUGUUAUAGUCUCGGGACCGGUCUGCAUUCUCUGCUGGCUGCGAAGUUGAAAACCAGCGAGAAACGUGACCCUGGGGAGCGGAUGAGGGGUCAAAGUGGAUAUUUGAAAAUUUACCGCUUGCGCAUGGAUCCGCCUUGCGAUGUUGUUUUCGUUGUUGAGAUGGGCCCUGCUUCAUCUCCUGUUGCCUGCUGGGGUUCGAUCUAAACAAAGAAUAAAGUCGGUUGGGAUGGGUGUCAAUUAAUGAGGUGGACCCGUGUGUGACGCGCCGCUCUUUCGGCACACAGUGAUGAACAAUAGUGGCCAGGCAAAGAGUUUUGUUUUUUGUGGAUUGAACCACGGGUGACUUUAACGAAGGGGCUGGCGUUCUCUUUUGCUUACUGCCUUCUCGGCAAAUAUUCUUGGAUCGCGUAGUUUAAGGGUCAAUCCCAGCUCUUGGACCCUCCUAGGCCUGGCUCGGCUCCUCCUUUCUCGCCUUGUCUGUAUAGGGU